AUGGGCAUCUCAGGCCUUCUCCCGCUCCUCAAAUCAAUCCAUCGUCCCACCGAGCUCAAGAAGUAUGCCGGUGAGACCUUCGGUAUCGACGGCUAUGGCUGGCUCCAUCGAGGUGCCGUAGCCUGUGCCAUGGAGCUGGCCCAAGGCAAGCCAACUCGCAAAUAUGUGGACUUUGCCAUGCACCGUGUCAGGAUGUUCAAGUACUUCGGCGUUACCCCGUAUUUGGUGUUUGACGGCGAUUUUCUGCCCAGCAAGGCCAAGACCGAGGCUUCAAGGUCCAAGCGUCGGGAAGAAAGCAAGAAGAUCGGGCUCGAGUUUUUGAGGGCUGGCAAACCGUCACAGGCUUAUGCCGAACUUCAGAAGUCCAUCGACGUCACUCCGGAGAUGGCUCGUCAUCUGAUCGAGGAGCUAAAGAAAGCCGACGUCCCAUAUGUGGUCGCACCGUACGAAGCAGACUCUCAGCUGGUCUAUCUCGAACGCCAAGGCCUAAUCAGUGGCAUCGUGUCCGAAGAUUCCGACCUGCUGGUGUUUGGCGCCAAGCGCCUCCUAACCAAGAUGGACCAACACGGUCAUUGUAUCGAGAUAAACCGGCGAGAUUUCUGUGCCGUCCGCGAGAUUUCUCUCACCGGCUGGACGGAUAACGAGUUUCGGCAUAUGGCCAUUCUCAGCGGCUGCGACUAUCUAGAUGGCGUCAACAACGUCGGCCUGAAGACGGCGUAUCGCUUGAUUCGGAAGCACAAGACCCCCGAGCGCAUCAUCAAAAUGCUUCGCUUCAACGGCAAGCACCAGAUCCCCGAGACCUACCUUCAGGAUUUCAAACAAGCCGAGCUCACCUUUUUACAUCAGCGUGUUUUUUGUCCAAAAAAGCGGGAUAUUGUUCUCUUGACGGACCCAGCGCCCUCGGUCAAGGUCGACGACAUGCCAUUCAUUGGAGCACCGGUCGAGACGGAGAUGGCUCGGUCCAUCGCUGAUGGCGAUGUCAAUCCCAUCACCAAGCAACGUAUCCCGCUUCCGCGGUCUCCCGGGAAGAGGAGGAUUAGCCAGGCUCUUGCCCCAGCGAGCGGACCACCAAGAAGUCUGGGAAAACCGAUUAGCGAGUUCUUUAAAGACAGGAAUGCCCGUCGGAUACCUCUUGGUGAAAUGGACCCGAACUGCUUCGCCGUGGAUUCGGAUCCUAACACCAGUACCGCGGUCGAAGAGGCACCCCGCCCGAUUGUGUUCCCACUUCCGAGGCCGUAUAUCGAUGGUGCGGAGGAAGCUUCGGCGAGUCCACUCCGGCCGUAUACCAGCAAUGCUCGCGCACUCCGCCGAAAGACGGAGCCUGUUUCGAAGCUGCUCGGCCUGGAUAUAUUUGAGUCAUCUGGUCAUCGUCGCCGGACAACCGGCCCGGCAAUCCAAGUGUACCAGGACUCGGCGGCUUCCAGCAGACCGCCGAAGAAAGCCCGUUUAUGUGACGACUCGGCCUUUGCCGGGGUCGCCAGUGCAACCCCAGAAAAGAGCAAAUUCUUUUCCAUGACAGAGCAAAAGAGGCCUGCUAAGAAAAAGGUGGACGAGUUUUUGAUGUCGGAUGAUUCGAUCGAAGAGGCAUUCCGGAGUCUUCCGGACGACACUUGGCGCUCUGAAAAGCCAGCCAAGCCGACCGACGACAUCACCAUUUUUCACGAGCCCUCUCCUAAGAAGCGGAAAGAAGAUAUUUUCCCUUCGGAACUGUCAAUCGAUCGGCAGGACCAUAAUUCCGACGAUGCCGUAGAAGUACCAGCUUCAUCGCCUGUUCAACACGGACCAACCAAGGGGUAUAGCGAUGGCCACCCCGCAUCCAUGACGCCGCUGGGGGACCUGCUUAAGGAGUUUUCGUAUGACACAGCACAGCCCCGGACCCGAGUCGUCCACGGGCUGCCCACGCCGGCAUCUAGUCUCCAGCAAACGGCGACCCCGAAGAGCGGCGGCCCAAGAGGCACACAAAUCCCCAUGCCGACUCCCCUACAGCGAAUGGGGGCUCGGGCGUUCCGACGUGGAAAAUCUCAGUCGAUGCCCUUGACCCCGCCGGCAAGCAACGAUUCUGGGCAGUUCGACUCGUUGCCUGUAAACCCGGCCUUCAUCCCUUUGCCAAAGGUAGAUGUCGAGGAGCUCGAGGCGCUGAAUAUUCCCUUGGGUAGCGAGGACCAGCUUAUCCCCGAGAGUGAGAGCGAAGAUGAUGGUGUGGAUGCGCCCGGUGCAAGCCAUCAUCACCAAACCAAAGUUCGCCAACUGAUCCUUGCUCGCGUGCACCAGGAGCGCCUGCGCAAUCAUGCAAAGGCAUUCGAUGGCCUCCUUUCUCUGAUCCCAGCCAAGAUGUACUACGGGGAAGACACAAGUGACCAGUGGAGGAAAAAGAAGCAGACCAAGGACGAAGCCAGGGCCGCCAAGCGGGGAAAGCUCGACCCGGACAGCGAACUCAACCGCAAUGCGAAGGAGGUGCUGGACGAGCGGGCGCGGAACAAGCGUAAGCUGCGGGAGAUGGAGGCUGAGGAGGAGAGCGAUGCGGGGUCCGACCAGGACGACGACAGUGAUGUUUCCGGUAUCGAGAGGGAGAAGCCUGGGGAGGGACUGAAGAAGAAGCUGAAGUUGGACGAUGGCGACGAGGAGGAGGAAGAGGAAGAGGAGGAGGAGGAGGAGGAGGAGGAGGAAAAGGCACCAAAAAAGCAGAAGGCGGUCGAGGAACCGGAACAGAAGGUGGUCGAGCCGGCUCUCAGCAAGAAGGCCCAGGCGAAGGAGAAGAAGUUGGCCAAGAAGCAGAAGCAGGAGGAGGCCAAGCAGGCAAAGGAAGAAAAUCCCAAAAAGGCGAAGAAAGCAGAGAAAGCAGAGAAGGCUAAGAAAGUCGAGAGCGAGGCUGAGGAGUCCACAACCGACGAAGCGCCUGUACAGCCAUCUGCCGAAGCCGAGAGCGACGACGAAGUAUUGGCACCCAUCAACGUAUCGGGACUUGCGAACGAAGAAGACACCUCAGCCGACUCAACCCCAGCGUCGCCCACCUUCGACACAGUCAAGAACGCGUCCGUCGAACCAGCGAGUACCACGACCUCCAUAUCUUCAGCUGUUCCGCCGUCAGAAAAGCCCAAGUACCUCAAGAUUCCCGCCGACACCACUGCUCUUCGCGCCCGCCUAGAGGCGAAGCUCCUAGCCCUACGCGCUGACCGCAAGGCUGACGAUUCCGAGGGCAAGCCCAUCCGCACAAGGCAAGACCUCAUUGAGUCGCGGCGCGAGAAGCAGGCCCAGCGCAAAGCCCACAAGCAGGAGAUGCGCCGGUUGGCUAAGGAGGAGGAGGAUAGGAAACGGGAGGAAGCGCUCAACAGCGCGCGCAACUCGCCGGGGCUCAGCCCCCUAUUCGAUCAAGAUGACGACCGCAGCGCCAACAACUUUGCCUUCGGCCGCCUCGCCUUCUCCGACGGGACCCAGCUAUCGCACGACCUGAGCUACGAGAAGGGCCCCAACGGCGCCAAGAAGAAGGGACCCUCAGACCCCAAGACCGCGCUCCUCAAGCUAGAGGCGCAAAAGAAGCGCGUCGCAGGCAUGGACGAAGACAAGCGAAAGGAGGUGCUCGAGAAGGAAACGUGGCUGGCCGCGCGCAAGCGUGCCGAGGGCGUCAAGGUCCACGACAACGAGUCGCUGCUUAAGAAGGCGCUGAAGCGCAAGGAGAAGUCCAAGAAGAAGUCGGAGCGCGAGUGGAAGGACCGCGCCGAGGACGUCAAGACCUCCAUCCACCAGCGCCAGCGCAAGCGCGAGGACAACCUCCGCAAGCGCCGCGACGAGAAGGCCGCCCACAAGUCCGGCAAGAAGAAGAACAAGGGCGUGCAGACCAAGAAGAAGAACCGGCCCGGGUUCGAGGGCGGGUUUGGCGGUGGGCGGAAGUGA
This is a messenger RNA of Chaetomium fimeti, 3891 nucleotides long. RefSeq lists its product as uncharacterized. The transcript has 5 exons. NCBI's taxonomy places the organism in Eukaryota, Fungi, Ascomycota, Sordariomycetes, Sordariales, Chaetomiaceae. The record is from RefSeq and is a predicted model, not a curated record. Gene Ontology annotation, biological process: mismatch repair; DNA recombination; DNA double-strand break processing. The coding region runs from base 1 to 3891 and encodes 1296 amino acids. Gene Ontology annotation, molecular function: 5'-flap endonuclease activity; 5'-3' DNA exonuclease activity; DNA binding. Gene Ontology annotation, cellular component: nucleus.